Messenger RNA from Schistosoma guineensis, 540 nucleotides. The record is from the annotation of a GenBank genome assembly. Lineage: Eukaryota; Metazoa; Platyhelminthes; Trematoda; Strigeidida; Schistosomatidae.
UAUUGAGAGAAGAGCGAUGCCCCUGUAGUUUUCACAGUUGCUGAGAUCUCCUUUCUUCGGUAUUUUGAUCAGAAGUGCUUCUUUCCAGUCUUUUGGUACUUGUUCUUCAUCCCAAAUCUUAUUGCAGAGAAUGUGGAGUAUCCUUGCAGUUGACGCUACGUCUGCUUUUAGUGCCUCUGCUGGAAUGUUGUCUGGUCCUGCUGCUUUGCCACUCUUGAUUUGUCUGAUGGCCAUGCUUAUUUCUUCAAUUGUUGGUGGGCCAACAUCGAUUGGAAUGUCCGUGGGUGCUGCUUCGAUGUUGGGUGGGUUCAGUGGGGCUGGUCGAUUCAAGAGUUCCUUGAAGUGUUCUACCCACCUGUUUCGUUGCUCUUCAAUGUUGGUGAUUACCUCGCCUUCCUUGCUUUUCACUGGUCGUUCCGGUUUGCGGCGAUUUCCAGAGUUUCUUUGUCGUUUCAUACAGUUGUCUCAUGUUUCCUUCUCUUGCAGCCUUUUCCGCCGUCGUUGCUAAAUCUUCCAUAUAUUUACGUUUGUCGGUUCUAA